Molecule: messenger RNA, 2091 nt
Organism: Fusarium odoratissimum NRRL 54006
Lineage: Eukaryota; Fungi; Ascomycota; Sordariomycetes; Hypocreales; Nectriaceae
Exons: 2
Coding region: 1-1722 (573 amino acids)
Source: RefSeq, a predicted model, not a curated record
AUGGCCGAUCCAACUGGCACAGCUGGCACCGCCCUCGGCGCGACCAGCCUCUUUCUCCAAAUAUUCCAAGGCUGCGUCGACGGUUUUUCUGUCUGGCAAAAGGGCGAGACGCUAGCCUCCGAUGCGCUUAUCUUCAAAGCUCGUCUUGAGAUGCAGGCUGCGCGAUUCAAAGCUUGGGGUUUGGACUGGGGAUUUGACAGGGGACCCGAUGCAGCUUGUUGGAGAGAUGAUCGCUUCAUCGAGAACGGCGACCUUGCUGUGAAAUACGUCGUUAUCAUUCACGGCUUCUUGGACUCGUUGGGCGAACUAUCACAGGAGUUCCCGGCGUUGGCGUCUGCGGAGAAUGUACCUAUUUCGGCGGCGACUUCGCUUGGGGCCAUGCUCCGAAUGGCAUUCAAGGACUCUCAAGAGCGGGAAGAGUGGGCGAAGAAGCUUGAAGCGAUGCGCGAUGAGGCUAAAGUGUCGGAGAAGCUGCGGUGGGCUCUCAAAGAAGGGGAGAUCACAAAGACACUCGAGCUUCUCGAGUCGAUGAUUGAUGAUCUCUGCAAGUUCUUCAAACCGCCUGAGAAUGACCCUGUCGCUAUGCAAGUUGCUAAUUCUCUACUCUCAUCGCUCAAUAUCUCUAAGCUCAACGCUGUCGCUGCGGGUGCUCCCGAUGACUCGAUGCUGCAGAGUCUAGCCCUUCUCAAGGUCAUGGUCCUGCAGCUUCAACUCGGUGCUCGUAAUGCAGAGAAGGUCGAUGAGAAAGAUCGGUCACUACGUGAGACGGGGCCGCUUGAUGGGCGAACAAAACGGUCAACUGGUGUCUUCCGGAAGGGAGUCACUUCCACAGAUGUCCUGGUAGAGUGGAAACUCAUCGAUGGCUCUCAUAUCCCUCCUGGACAUACUGCAGCAACAUAUCGUGCGAUGGCUGGAAAUCGUAUCAAGAAUCUGGCGCGUCUCCUGAAAUGGAGUUCUAGGCUUGAAGAUCUCAGAACAUUGGACUGCAUCGGCGUCAUCACACGAGACGGACUCUCCGACGACGAAGUCCGCUACGGAAUCAUCUUCUGCGUGCCGACCAAGAAGUACACAACACUAAAGGCUAUUCUUGAGGGGUCUCAGGACAACGUCUAUCUUGAUGACUGGUUCAAAGUCGCGAAGAGCGUGACACGAGCGGUGUUGUGUUUGCACCUGGCAGGCUGGCUGCACAAAGGGCUAAGCAGCGAGAACAUUCUGUACUGUCAAGAUGACGCGGGCGACAUCUCCUUCGAAGAGCCGUAUUUAGCCGGUUUCGAGUACAGUCGAGAGAUUUCAGCCCCAGGACAAACAGAGGGCGUGACAGAUGACCUCGAAGCGAACCUAUACCGACAUGAAGAAGUCCAAGGCGUACCCGAGGAGCCUUCACAGGAUGGUCAAGGUAAACCAACCAAAACUCCUUUUUCAAUGAAGCACGAUAUCUAUAGCAUCGGUAUUCUUCUGCUCGAGCUCGGCCUCCAAAAGCCAAUUAUCCAGUUGUAUGAAGAAGCCAUCCAGGCCGAGAAUUACGAGCAUUCCGCCGCUGCGUUUCGGAAAUGGGUAUUGACCGAGGCACUGCCGAAACUUGGACGAUCGAGAGGAAAGGAGUACAUGAGGGCUGCAGAGUUAUGUCUAAGAUCAGAGUUUGAAGGGGCCUCGACGGACGAGCUUCAACAAGCGUUCUACAAGAGCGUCGUAAGGCCUAUAAGUGGCUCUUGGGGGAGGUGAAGGGUGAAACAGGAAAAGUCUGCCGUCGCACUACUACUUGGCGGGUCUGUUCUACCACUACUAGAAGCGUCCGACUUUCUUAAGGACAACUACAUGGUGCUUAAUCCCGAACGAGCCACGUUUCGGUACACAGUGGGGAUGAUCUUAAACAGUUGACUUACCCUGGUUACCAAGUUGUUGAUGUGCACUACAUUGUUUGCGGAGAGGCUAAAAAGUUUUGCUGCGUAUCAGUACGGCGUGGUUGAGCUUUUGACAGGGGUGACUAAAGGCCAGGCUAGAGUACACAAUAUCAAGAGCGGUAAUGUUCCUGACUUGGCGCAAUGGAUGACGUCGUCGGCAUCAUCAAGAGUAUUAUUAUCACUUCAUAAC